AACCCUUUGCUCUGGAUCACUUUACUGUCGACGACUACGGCCAGACAGUAUGCCUUCGCCAGAAGAAGCAAGCACGUCGACCACACCACCAGAAACCUUCAAAGAACUGGGACUCAUAGAUCCUUUACUGGAAGCCCUAGAUAAGAUCAACUUCACAAAACCUACUGAGAUUCAGCAACAAGCACUUCCUCAUGCAUUAGAAGGUCGAGAUAUCAUUGGUGUGGCGGAAACUGGAUCAGGAAAAACUGCAGCGUUCGCACUUCCCAUCUUACAAAAACUUUGGGACGAGCCAAAAGGAUUGUUUGCGUGCAUUCUUGCACCGACCCGCGAACUUGCAUAUCAGAUAGCGCAGCAGUUUGAGAGUCUGGGUUCCGCCAUGGGGGUACGGUCCUUGGUUCUUGUCGGGGGAAUGGAUAGGAUGCAACAGGCUGUUGGCCUUGCUAAGCGGCCUCAUAUCAUAGUGGCAACCCCCGGUCGUUUGAACGAUCAUCUUCAGAACACGAAGGGGUUCAGCCUAAGAAGCUUGAAAUUCUUGGUUAUGGAUGAAGCAGACCGUCUUCUCGACAUGGAUUUCGGUCCUGAAAUAGACCAGAUUCUCAAAGUCAUACCCAAGGAGCGCACAACGUACCUGUUCUCCGCUACCAUGACCACCAAAGUUGCGAAGCUACAGCGAGCCAGUCUAGUAAACCCUAUCCGGGUUGAAGUUUCUUCAAAAUACCAGACCGUGUCCACCUUGCUGCAAUAUUAUCUACUCGUCCCCUUGGUUCAUAAAGAUGUGCAUCUCAUAUAUCUCGCCAACCAUCUUGCAUCGAACUCCAUCAUGAUAUUCACCCGGACAGUGCAUGAUGCCCAACGACUGUCAAUCAUGUUACGAUCGCUUGGCUUUCCUGCAGUUCCAUUGCACGGUCAGCUGAGCCAAAGCCAACGCUUAGGCGCUCUGGGCAAGUUCAAGAGCGGAGACCGCAAGUUGCUCGUGGCGACUGACGUGGCUAGCCGUCGCUCUUCUUACAGUGGUCUUGAUCUGCCUUCUGUUGACAUUGUCAUCAACUUCGAUAUUCCAACCCAUUCCAAGGACUAUAUUCACCGCGUUGGACGUACUGCGCGAGCAGGUCGAUCUGGAAAAUCGAUUACAAUGGUGACGCAAUACGAUGUGGAACUCGUCCAACGAAUAGAAAAGGUUAUAGACAAGAAAAUGGAACUUUGGCCAACAGACAAGGAAGAAGUAAUGUUGCUGAAAGAACGUGUGGAUGAGGCUGCCCGCUUGGCCAUCAAUGAGCUCAAGGAAGAAGCUAAAGCAGGUGGAAAGAAACGCAAACGUGAGGAUGGCGUUGGAAGGGACGAGAGAGAUCGUGAUGAUGAUGUCGUGGAGGCAGGUGUCCCGAAAAAGAGACAUUCAAAAAAGGGGCGAUAG
Molecule: messenger RNA, 1411 nt
Organism: Suillus plorans
Lineage: Eukaryota; Fungi; Basidiomycota; Agaricomycetes; Boletales; Suillaceae
Product: DEAD-domain-containing protein
Exons: 5
Coding region: 50-1411 (453 amino acids)
Molecular function (GO): RNA helicase activity; ATP binding; nucleic acid binding
Source: RefSeq, a predicted model, not a curated record